Austrofundulus limnaeus is the source of this 1263-nucleotide messenger RNA. RefSeq names its product proliferating cell nuclear antigen (gene pcna). Gene Ontology annotation, cellular component: PCNA complex. The coding region runs from base 203 to 985 and encodes 260 amino acids. Gene Ontology annotation, biological process: regulation of DNA replication; leading strand elongation; translesion synthesis. The transcript has 6 exons. Lineage: Eukaryota; Metazoa; Chordata; Actinopteri; Cyprinodontiformes; Rivulidae. Gene Ontology annotation, molecular function: DNA binding; DNA polymerase processivity factor activity. The record is from RefSeq and is a predicted model, not a curated record.
CUUGAGGGACGUUUGUGUGAAGUCGUUUAGCUCUACCGACACACAAAGACCGAUUUUUUUUUUUUUUUUUAGAUUUUAUUCCCCUCACGCUUCCAAGGACCUCCRCACUCCUGCCUCCUUUUCACGGUUCGACGCUAAAAGCGACGGAAGCCUAUUUUUCCUCUCUUUUUCGGUCUACGCAGAACCCUUCACCACAGSAACCAUGUUUGAGGCUCGCCUGGUCCAAGGCUCCAUCCUGAAGAAGGUGCUGGAGGCCCUGAAGGAUCUGAUCACAGAAGCCUGCUGGGACGUCAGCUCCUCCGGCAUCUCUCUGCAGAGCAUGGACUCGUCCCACGUCUCUCUGGUCCAGCUCACUCUGCGACAUGACGGCUUCGACUCGUACCGAUGUGACAGAAACCUGGCCAUGGGAGUCAACCUGACCAGUAUGUCAAAGAUCCUGAAGUGUGCAGGGAACGAGGACAUCAUCACCCUCAGAGCAGAAGACAACGCAGACACACUCGCACUUGUUUUUGAGACCCUCAACCAGGAGAAAGUCUCAGAUUAUGAAAUGAAGCUCAUGGACCUGGACGUGGAGCAGCUCGGUAUUCCGGAGCAGGAGUACAGCUGUGUGGUGAAGAUGCCCUCCGGAGAGUUCGCUCGCAUCUGCCGCGACCUGUCUCAGAUCGGCGACGCCGUCAUGAUCUCCUGCGCCAAAGACGGAGUGAAGUUCUCCGCCACAGGAGAGCUGGGAACAGGAAACAUCAAGCUGUCCCAAACCAGCAACGUGGACAAGGAGGAGGAGGCUGUGACGAUUGAGAUGAACGAACCUGUCCAGCUGAUCUUCGCUCUGAACUACCUGAACUUCUUCACAAAAGCCACACCUCUGUCUAAAACCGUCACCCUCAGUAUGUCUGCUGACAUCCCCCUCGUGGUGGAGUACAAGAUCGCUGAUAUGGGUCACGUCAAAUACUACCUGGCUCCAAAGAUCGACGAGGAGGCUUCUUAGAUCGUAACAAAUGAAAAAAAGGUUGAGAGGCGGAUCAGUGAGACUCAUCCUGUAAGACUGAAGGUCUGAGGAGAUCUUAGCUGAAGGAUCUUUGGGAGGAACCAUCAGCAGCUGAGAGUCUGGUUCUCAUUUUUCCAAAAGUUUCUCUCUUCUCUUCAAGGAWAGUUUUUUGUAGAUAACACACUUGUAAAUAAGUCCUGUGGUUUAUUUUUGUCGGUCAAAUCCAGAUGUUUUUGUAAUAAUGGGUUCAAUCCUAAAUAAAUUGAAUUGUUUCAGAA